Messenger RNA from Balaenoptera acutorostrata (minke whale), 573 nucleotides. It is a transcript of the gene DPPA5, whose product is annotated as developmental pluripotency associated 5. Gene Ontology annotation, biological process: regulation of gene expression. Gene Ontology annotation, cellular component: cytoplasm. The record is from RefSeq and is a predicted model, not a curated record. Gene Ontology annotation, molecular function: mRNA binding. NCBI's taxonomy places the organism in Eukaryota, Metazoa, Chordata, Mammalia, Artiodactyla, Balaenopteridae.
AUGGGAAAGCUGCCCGAGCAGAACGACAUCCCACCUUGGGUGGGGGCUCCCGAAGUCCUGAAGGAGCCCGGGGUGUUCCAGGUGCAGACGGGGCUGCUGGAAGCCGUGUUCCGCCCCGAUGGAUCUCGAAUCCCAUUCGUCGAGCAGGUGAGCGAAGUCAUGCUGCAGAUGAAGGGUCUGGAAACUUCGGACCUCGCCGAAGUCAUGGUUUACGUCUUGUGCAAGUUCCAGACCAAGUGGGUGCUCCAGUCCGUGGCCUAGCGGCACCGCCAGCGGCACGAGCAAGGGAUGCUGCAACCUGAGGAAGCCAUGAAUUCCCUCGACCUAGCUCCUCGGAUGAAGGGAAGCCAGUUUGCAGCCAGACCAACCUGCGACCGUGAGGAGGGCAGCUGGUUCCUGGGGCCGCAGGAGACCUGGGCGCGAGAGGAGGGCCUUCUGGAAGGCAUGGAGGCUCUGAGGAAGUGGAAUAUCCUCAGAGCCGGCAAGGCAGAGGCGGUGACCGAGACCAUCCCGGCGCGGGAACUGCUGGUUCACGGGGCAGACGACACGGAGACGGGUCGGGAUGAGGGAUGA